Messenger RNA from Panicum hallii, 1533 nucleotides. RefSeq lists its product as uncharacterized. NCBI's taxonomy places the organism in Eukaryota, Viridiplantae, Streptophyta, Magnoliopsida, Poales, Poaceae. The record is from RefSeq and is a predicted model, not a curated record. The transcript is spliced from 3 exons. Bases 1 to 1374 code for a protein of 457 amino acids.
AUGAAGCCCGCCGCCGCGACCUCGCCCGGCGAGCCGAAGGGCCUCCUUCCGCACGGCGGAUCGCGCCGGCGCCGCCUGGCCGCGGUGCUCGCGCCGCUGCUCCUCUUCCUCGCCGCCGAGAUUGCCUUCCCCUCCUCGACCCGCCUCGACCAGCUCCUGUUACUCGCGCCACGUGACGAUGCCACUCCAUCAUCCUCAACAUCCUCCCCGUUGCCGCCUCCGCCUCCGCCUCCCCCGCGGGUGGCGGUGUGCCUGGUGGGCGGCGCGCGGCGGUUCGAGCUGACGGGCCCCUCCAUCGCGCGCCACGUCCUGGCGCCGCUCCUCGCCGGCGCGUCCGCCGCCGACGUGUUCCUGCACAGCCCGCUCGACGCCGACGCCUGGAAGCUCUCCGUCCUGGCCCGCGCCGCGCCGCCGGGGGCCUCGCUGGCUGCCGUGCGCGUGUUCCGGCCGGGGCGCAUCGCCGUGACCCCCGCGCGGGCGCGCGCGCUCACCGCGGAGCACUCGCCCAAAGGCGUCCAGGGCUUGCUGCAAUACUUCCAUCUGGUGGAGGGAUGCCUGGACCUGAUCCGGGAGCGCGAGUCCCGGGGCAACUUCACCUACGCCUGGGUGCUCCGCACGCGCGUCGACGGCUUCUGGUCGGCGCCGCUGGACCCGGACGGCGCCUUCCACCCGGCCGCCUACGUCGUGCCGGAGGGCUCCCGCUUCGGGGGUCUCAACGACCGCCUGGGCGCCGGGGCCCGCGAGGCGUCGGGCGCCGCGCUCGCCCGCCUCUCCGCGCUGCCGCGCCUCGCCGCGGCGGGGUACCGGGACCUCAACUCCGAGUCCGCGUUCCGCGCGCAGCUCCGCGCCGCGGGCGUGCCGGCGCGGGAGCGCCGCUUCCCGUUCUGCGUGCUCAGCGACCGGACCUACUCGUUCCCGCCGUGGGCCAGGUCCGCGGUGCCCGUGGCGUCGCUGGGGUCGCCGGGGCCGCUCAGCGGGGCCAAGUGCCGGCCCUGCCGCCCCGCCUGCCGCGGCGGGUGCGUGGCGCGGCACCUCGCCCGGCUCCACCGCGGGUGGAGCUGGACCGAGUGGCGGAACGGGACGCUGGAGCUCUGCGACGCCAGCGGGCCGUGGGAGCCAGGGUGGGAGGCGCUGUUCGACGAGGUCGCCGGCGCCGAGGCCGCCGCGGUGCGGCGGAGCGUGGCGCGGAUGGGUGCGGGCGAGUGCGUGGCGAAGGUGGAGGCGCUCCGGGCGCGCGCGGAGCGGUGGGACGCGCCCAGCCCCGCCGAGAUGUGCCGCCUCCGGUUUGGAGUCCGGUCGCGGCCGGCGGAUCGCCCCGGCAACUCUUCGGCAGGCGGUGACACUGACGCUACUGUUACCAUCACUGAACACUGAACAGCCUUGAGUUCUUAUUAGAAAGAGAGGAAAAUUGGGAUGCGGAUACAAACUUCAAAUCGUCCUUUGUUUUUUUUCUCAAAGACCGAAAUCUUCUUUGUACAAAAUUGUUUUAGUCUUAAAAUUUACAUAAGAAAUGAACACUAGGUAUAAAAUCCA